Messenger RNA from Micropterus salmoides (largemouth bass), 5507 nucleotides. Its product is annotated as galectin-related protein-like. The record is from RefSeq and is a predicted model, not a curated record. The transcript is spliced from 5 exons. Bases 218 to 763 code for a protein of 181 amino acids. Gene Ontology annotation, molecular function: carbohydrate binding. Lineage: Eukaryota; Metazoa; Chordata; Actinopteri; Centrarchiformes; Centrarchidae.
CGUCAGCAGAUAUCCACCCAUUUCAGGAGCGGAGGGAUGUCCUGCAAACGUUAAGCGACUGAGCUCUCUGUCAGGCCCGUUUCAGACGUGGUGACCUAGGACUAGGGGCAGUAACAGGAAUAUCCUCCUGAGUCAGUGCCACGACGCUGACACACCGCACUCCCCAGCAGGGCUUCCUCCGCUCCCAUAACAAGCAUCCUAUGCUAUUCUGCUCAAGAUGGCGGUGCAGGCAGCAGAAAAGGACGGAAUAGUGUUGAAGAAUGUGGAAGACGACCAUCUGAACGACUCGCUGGGGAACCCCGGCCUCAUCUCACCUGACAAGGAGGAUUUGUCACGUCUGCUGACGGUGCCAUUCAGCGGGCGCAUCCGGGGCGGCAUGCGGCCAGGAAAGAAGAUCAUAGUGAUGGGCAUUGUCGACCUGGAGCCAGACAGCUUUGAUGUGAGUCUGACCUGCGGCCGUGACUCAGAGAAGGAGGAACAUCCGUAUGAUGUGGCCCUGAAACUCACCGUCCGCUUCACUGACCGCCAGUUUAUGCGCAGCGCCCGCAUCUCUGGGAAAUGGAUAGGGGAGGAGGCAUCCACCUCCUACUUUCCCUUCAUCCCCGAUCAGCCCUUUAGGAUUGAAAUCCACUGCGAGCACCAGAGGUUCCGGAUAUUCGUGGACGGACACCAGCUCUUUGACUUUUAUCACAAAGUAAAAUCUUUGCCCUCUAUCGACACAGUACGGAUACAAGGAGACCUACAGAUCACCAAGCUCGGUUAACGCCCCACUCUUCCUGCUCUGCAAGUCGUGUGUGAAGCAAGGACUUGACCACAGAUGAUCCCACACACAUACGCCAUCAUCCAUAACCCAUCAUGCAACACUGCAACAGCAUAACAACUGGAAACAGGCUCCGGCGGAGACAAGUUAGAGUUCUUCUGCUAAAUUUAAUGCACGUCUUUCCUUUCCUUUCUAUUUAACAUGGAUCUGAUAUGACGAUGCUUUGAGGGUGAAUGUCUUUGCUCCAUUUUCAGGUUUUUCUCUUUGUAGCCCCAGUUUUGUCAGAUCAGGGAUCUCACAGCUUAUUAAUAGUGCUUUCAUUUUUUAUGUUCAAUCCUUUAUUGAUGCUGAGAUGGAGGCAGGUGUGGAGUUCUUUCAAGGAUGGAGCAUUUACUCAGAUGUUACAGAAACCAGUUACUCAGGAAAAAACAUAUCUGGUACUUAGCAGCUAAUAUGAAAGCAAACUGUUGCUUAUGGGUCAAAAUCUUCAAAUUUGGUGGCUGAUUAUAAAUGUUUUAUAUAAUCAGUCAUUUUAUAAAUUCUGCAUCUCGUCAGCAUAUAGAAACCUUUUGGGUAAACUGGAAACAUGCAUGCGUAUAAAGCUAAAAAGAGACGUGACGGCAGAGAUUUUCACCAGUGACAAACAUGCUGUAAAAUUCCUCCAGUAUUGGACCUGAGCAGCGUCUUCAAACUAAGCCUCGACUAAUUCCCAAAAGGGCAGAAACAUGAUUUUCAUAGCAGAUAAAACUGGUUGAAAGCAGAAUGUCACCGGUAGUUUGACGCUUUCAGAUUUGAUUUCACUCAACCCAGCUGGAUGUGUAUUUGUUGUUUUACUUAUCCUCUGAAACUCAAUUUUCUGACCACAGUAGUGCGCCGUGUUUUCAAUGUGCUGAUGUAUCUCCAGCUCCUGCCCCUCUCUUGGAUUUAUCCCAGUUGUUGUGAUAACACGCUGCAGUGUCACACCGACCUAAAUACCCACAAAUGAGGAUUAUAUCAUGACAACAUGGAUCUGAAAGUGCUGUCCACUGCAUGUGUCACUGCAGAAAGUCUAGAAAUGCCUGUGUGGUGGACAGGAAGUAGAAUUUGCAACUGGACUCUGCUCUCUGCUGUCACACUCACAGAACACAUUUAUUUCAUGCAAAGGUUCUGAAUUGUACACUAAACCAAUAUGCAAUUUAUUCUCAUAAAAAAGCACUCGCUUCAGUACAUACUCAGAAGAAACUGUGCUGUCAAAGUGUGCAAACUAAACUCAAACUGAAGUCUCCAGUCGCAUUCGAUGGUCAGUUGGUUGUUUGGAAGCAAGAUUGGAUCCUGAUGGUAGUUUGAAUGUAUAGUAUUCAUGUUUCUUUAGUAGCAUAGAAGAUAAAGUGAUGCACAAAACUAUUACUUAAUGUCACUGUUAUUUGGUGGUAUGGCUGGUGCUGUUAUAGUCCAUUUGCAGUCCUACAGUAUGUGUUUUAUGGCUUUGUAAGUGUUUCCUGAAUCAUUCCACAUCAGUGUCUCGACACAGAUAGAUGAGAUAAAGCAUCCUUGUUUAAUGCAGCCAGCAGGUUUUUACAAGUCUAACAAAUACAAUUGUAUCCUAAAUGCAUUACAUGGUUUUGUCUCCAUAAGGUGACGUCUUUUCCUUCACUGAGGCAGAAAGGAUGCUAUAAGUAAUAAUAGACGUUAUCUUCAAAGCAAAACUCGAAGUAUUAAAAGUAUUAUGUCUUGAGGUGCUCUGUUCACACCCGUAUCAAAAUUCACUAUGCUCUGUAAAGUUAAACAUGUGCAGUAGAACUAGAGGAAUCUCACUGCGUAGAUUUCUAAUAAAGCGGUUAUAAGAUGUUUCUUAUGGCAUUAUUAAUGAAUAAUAAAUCAUUUACUAAUGCUUUAAUAGAUCAGUUGUAAGCCAUUAAUAAUGAAAACUUUUUGUUUUCCAGGUUUUUCUUUUUUUUUCAGUUAUUAAUGUUGGUAAACUAUCUAAUAAACCAUCAGUUCUGCAGUUAUAAAUGUUAAUACAUUUGAGCAGCAGAAGCAAAACGUAGUUAUUGGUAGAACGUUUCACAAGGCUACACACACGUACCAUUAAGAUAUAUGUUUACAGUUGCUCUUUACGAGCUAAUGAAGGUUUUCCCAUCAUGUCUUGCUGCUGUGAAUCGGGAGUAAGCCAUGACAUCUGUGCAGAACAGCUGCACUGACUUCACUGCAUUGCUCACACUAAUGAAGCUUCCUGCGAGAUUUCUGAGAAAACUUUGAGCAAACCUUUUUUGUUUAACAUCUCAUUACUGUCUGUGCACAGUUGGCUACAGCUGUGUGCAGCAUCCAUCACAGAGAGGCUGUUUUCCAUACGUGCAUGCACUGAGUACUUAUUAGCUCCGUUCGCGUAGCAAUAAGGUCGCUGCUCCAAGACGGACUGGCUGUGGAGCAGAACUUUCUUUUCCCCCCCUGGUUGGUCGGACAGUGUCUUCCUUAGUUCCUCAGUUUGGCUUAGGCAAGCGCUGGGUUAUUUCGGACACAAACAGGAAACGAGUGCGUUUUGGUAUGAGUGGGCAGUGAGAAGGGCAGUUUGAAAGGGUGUGAGCAUCAUUACUCCAGUAUUGCAACAGAACAAAUGUGUACAAAUAAUGUGACAUUGUGUUGACAGGAUGUGUUUUUGGAUACUGUUUUUGUGUUCUUUCUAUUAACUGGUGAACAUCCCUUAAACUACACUUUUCUGUAUGUUAACAUACACCAAGUAGAAGAAGAAGAAGAAUAUAACCAUAACUCAGCCACAUGUUUUGUGGCUGUGGAAACAAGAUGUGUGUUAAAGUGUAAUACAGGUUCACGGUUUUGGCUCCCUGGCUGUCGCAGGCGGAGCCGAGCUGGCAGCAGCUAACAGCAUCAACAGUGGUAUUGCUGUUGCUAGGAAUUAUGGGGGAGGGAGAUGAACAAUUCAAGACUUCCUGAAUUAAAGGGCUCGAACAUGGGGUGUGUGUGUGUGUGUGUGUGUGUGUAUGUGUGUGUGUUUUGCUCAACAUGGAACAGUUUAACUCUGCAUUUGCUAAUUGUUCAUGGGACUGUGGUUGGUUUUCCAGCUGUGUACGAGCGCGGUGUGUUUUUCCCAUUAGGUUUUCUGCACAGGUUAGGUGCAGUGCAGGUACAUGAUAAGCUUGUGGUACUUGGGCUUGUACUUAUGUUGUACUGUUGCACUUUAAAACAAAAAUUAGGUUGUUGGUGUCCACUUCAGGGACUCACAACUGCUUAGUAUCACAGUAAGAAAACAUGUGCAUAGAAAACCUUGACCUAUAUUGUGUUUAUAGUGUCCCAGUUUCUGAUCUCCUAAUGAUCCCAUGUCUUUUGAAUAACAAGCCUAGGACAUAAUAAUUGUUGCUCAUAACUAUAUUAAUUGUUCUUCAACCCUUUUGCAACUGAAAAACUGAAUGUUAUUCUCUUCCUGAUUGUAAUCUGAUGGUAAAUACCCAGGUAACUAAAUACUUCAUGUUGAAAAGGGUGAAAUAGACCCACCCUUAUACGCUCAGUUAGAAACUGUGGGCUUCUGACGCAAGAGAAACAUUUUUUGACCCAGGUCUGUAUCUUACCCUGCUUCUGGACUUUGGAUGUACAUAUUUAUGAACGCAACUGCGUUUUUACAUGAGGAAUACUAAGCUGAGUUAACAAGCAGAAAGCAUUUUUUUUUUGUGCAUGUAAGCUAGUACCUGGCAUUUUAAAUGAAAGAUUGAGGUAUUGCCAGUUUUUACUCCAGUCAAGCAUGCUCUUUCUUUUUUUGUCUGCCAUCUAGUGUAUCAGCCGUGUUUCGGGGAUAGAUUUCCCUUUGUGAUUGCAUUUUUUUUUUACUUUGACCUGUUAGUACUUACCAAAUUACAGUCUUUGAACACUGCUGACAAGAUUGUGGCAUUUCCCCCCAGAACUUUAAACAAGUAGAAGAACACAAUGAUUUUCUAAAAGAAGUGCUAAAACUUGUAUGACUGUUGUAAGAACAGCUACAUCAUGAUGUCCAUUUACAGUAUGAUGAUGUGUCCUCUGAGUAGAUGUAGGCUGAUCUGUUGCUAAUGUAUUGUGUGGUUGUACAAUCAUGUUAUCAUUUCUAUUUAUUACUGUGUAACCAGCAGGGUUGUGUGUGUGGUAACGUCAUACCUACUGUAUUGGUAAUGUACUUUUUUUUUUUUUUUUUUUUUGCUGUUUAUAUGAAGGCGUCUUUGAAAAGUUGAGUUUUUUACAAUGAUGAAAGUAUUUCUUUGGAUCUGGGCUCUGACAUGUGCAAAUAUUUCGUAUUGUACUUUCCUGUAUAACACAAGGAAAUGUGUGAAACGAGGAUUGGAUCAAAGAUAAUUUUCUUUUAACUGCAAAACAAGGUUAAGCAUCAUUUUGACACAAGCGUUUUAUUUCCGGGAUGUGCCAAGUCUGAGGAUCACCAGGGCGUUGUUGCUGUUGUGACUUUGAUCUUCUGAGAGUCUUUCAUGUUACCAGGCAUCAUGUUGGGCCUCUCUGUUGGCUGUUUUUCAGCUGAGCAGCUUUCUGUUUGCCACAAAAAGCUACUCCACAAAACAAAAGCAGAAGGAGCACUUGUAUUUACACGAUUCCCAAAAUAUCCUGAGAAUUACCCUGAUUUUGUGUCUGAUUGAGGAUAUGCACUCGACCAGUGUUAAGAUGAAGACAGCACAUUCUACCGUUGUGUUAGACCUCUCCAAAUGAUUUUUUCCCCUCCUCAUGCUUUUGUAAAAACAGCUACUUUGCAAAUCCAAUAAACUUCUCAUCUUGGAAUGUG